UCUGUCCUCUCCACUAGUCUCUGUGCGCCUGAUUAUUUUUACGCCGUCGAGUCUGGCGGUGAAAUCCAGGUCAUCUUCACCGGAUCGCCAGACGACACGGCUCAGGCGUGUGCUCUCAGUUGAUCCGCAGUGCCAUUUCCUGAUUCCUCUUUUAACAGCGAUCUUGUGGUUUGAAGGAUGAGGUGGGGCACAUUGAUUAGCAUUCUGCUACGCUGAGAAGAGUUUAUCCACCCAGGACAAGCAGCAGCAACCACACAAUCUCCAUCUGAACCAGCUAUCAAGCACCUGCUUUACAGUAUAUCAAGUACCUGUCUGGAUAUUUCCCUCACACACACAUGCACAGCUAUGGCUGGCUGGCUCUGGCUGGGAGGGUAAUCGGUGAGCUGGUUGCCCUGGCAACCCCACCCUAAUUUCCGCUGAAUAGAGCCCUACUUACUAGACUUUGUACCCCCCUUUUACCUUUCCUCUGAGUUUAUUUGCCCUUUGUGGAGGCAGAGGGCAGUGGUCGGAGCAGGAGACAUGGACUGAUGAGGUGAGAAUGGCAGCGAGGUGGCUGUUUGGCCCCCAGGAGCCCUCAGGCACUCAGAGCCAAUAACGUUGGCACAUACUCGGGCAGGAGCAGUAUGCAGGAGGCUGACCUACCGGCUACCAAUGCUUUCACAGAGUGCAGAUUCCAGUGCGCUAAUGGCAGAUGUCUGAACCUGGGCUCACAGGUCUGUGAUCAGCUCAACCACUGUGGGGACAACAGUGAUGAGGAGCACUGCCCAGUCUCCACCCAGCAUCCUGCAUCUGCCAUCUUCAGCUCUGAACUGGAGUUUGUGCAGAUCGUGAUCAUAAUCGUAGUCAUGACUGUGAUGGUCGUGGUGGUCGUGUGCCUGCUCAACCACUAUAAACUCAACACGUGGUCGUUCCUGAGCCGGGCGAGCCAGGCACAGAGUCAGGAUCUCUCUCUGCAGCCGGAGGGAUCUUUAUGGCCAUCAGAUAAUGGGCUGAGGCAAGGGGCAUCUGAGGUGGUGUACGCUCCUCAGCCUAGGGACCGUUUUACUGCUCCCACUUUCAUGCAGCAUAAUCGUUUCCGACGUUUCCAGCCCACCUACCCAUACCUGCAGCAUGAGAUCGACCUGCCGCCCACCAUCUCGCUGUCAGACGGGGAGGAACCGCCGCCGUACCAGGGCCCCUGCACGCUGCAGCUGAGAGACCCCGAGCAGCAACUCGAGCUCAACAGAGAGUCCGUACGCGCCCCACCCAACCGGACCAUCUUCGACAGCGACCUCAUUGACAUGCACAGUUCAGGGGGUGGCGGUGGGCCACGCCCUCCCAGUAGCAACUCUGGGAUCAGUGUCGUCAAUUCCAGUAACCACGGACACAUGGAGGGCCCUCCGCCCGCUUACAGUCAAGUGAUCGGGCAGCACUCGGGCAUAGUACUUUACCUCCACCAGCACAGCAAUAACCCACCUGUCCCCGUCACCGUGCAGACUCCGCCCAGGGGCCGGACAGAUCCAAGCAGCCCAGAGAGCACAAUAGCACUGAGCAAGGACAGACAAAGGGAGGAGCUAGUCUGAAAGGGGGCGGGGCAAGCACACGAUCGGCGGCCCACUCUCCACACCCAUAAAAGGAAUGGGUUCUCCCUCAUAACACUCCCAUGCACAACAGAGCUUAAUGGAUCUUGGCGACAAAAUCAAAAAAACUAUGUGGAGCUGAGCUUGCUAAAGCAACGUUUUAUUUCUUUUCUCGCAGACCAGCUGUGCAAACAUAACGGUUGCAGUCUCCUACUUUCGUUGCUCUGUAUUACUUGUGUAUAGCUUACAAAUCCGAAAACAUUAUUCGAGCACAAGACAGGCUUUUUGUUGUUGAUGUUGUUUUGGUUGACUUUUAUCGUUGUAUCCCCUUAAACGUCCCCCUACCACCCAAGCCACAUGUGACACUGUGUGGAUAAGAAUUUAUUUUUUAAAGACCGAGAUCUGUGCAGCAUGAACAAAACAUAAAUGCGAAAAAUUGUGUAAAUCCAAUUCCUAGUGCCAAGGUUUAUACGGAAGGUGUCACAUGGGGCAUCGACUGUCUUAAAGACUUGUUAUACAUGUAAAACCUUCUGUGAAAUUGCACUAUUGUUGGUUAAUCAGAGUAAUAUGGAGAGGGGGGUAGCGAUGGGUGACGUAUACGUUUACUGUUUAUACUGUUUGUUUUCAUGUACAUCCGAUCGUAUGCUUCAAUGCAAGCUCUCUAUGAGAGGGAAGUGGUCUUGUCUGUUUUCAGCACAAGAAAAAAAUCUCAGAUCCAGCCUAAAUAUUUAUCUAUAUGAGGCACAGAAUACAGAGAGCCCGCUUUAGUCUCAUCUACCCUAAUCAGUGAUACUUGCAACCACUUAUAUUCAAGCUGAUCUGAGGUCAGUUUUGUUUAAAGAAAAGUCAGUUUACUAAUAGAUCUGUAAAGACGUGUGAUGAGACUUUUGUUAUCUUUAAGUGGUUAUGGAGAGUUCACCGUUUGCUCUUUUUUUGUUUCUUAAACCUUAAAGUUUAUUAUUUAUAUGUAUAUUUUGUAGUUGGAAUAUAAAACUAACAUCAUUUAAGUUUAAAGGUCACCAUUGCAUGCCUUUUGCACUUUUGUCUGUUAAUAACAACUAAAAACAGACUUUUAAGGAAACUAAUAUAAUCCAGCACUGUAUCCGUAUCGUUGUGGAUUUCAUUUAAUUAUAGCCGGCUCAUUUCUGUUUAUUUCUGUUUUAGUCUCCACUGCCAAUUCUAGAACAAAGUUUAGUGUGUGAACUAGAGGGUUGACCGAUUAUCGGCGCCGAUGUUUAAAGAAAUUAUGGUUAUCGGUAUCUUUCAUUUAAAGAAAGUUUAGUCAGAAUCCUUGUUAUUCUUAAAGGGACACUCCACUUUUUUAAAAAAAGCUUAUUUUCCAGCUCCCCUAGAGUUAAACAUUUGAUUUUUACCGUUUUGGAAUCCAUUCAGCUGAUCUCCGGUUUUGGCGCUACCACUUUUAGCAUAGCUUAGCAUAAUCCAUUGAAUCUGAUUAGACCAUUAGCAUCGCACUCAAAAAUAACCAAAAGAGUUUCUGUUUUCCUAUUUAAAAUUUGACUCUUCUGUAGUUACAUUGUGUACUAAGACUGACAGAAAUUUAAGCAAAGAUAUUACGCAACAGCCAAAAAUAGUCCCCUGCCAUUGAAAAUACUAAGGGGACUAUUUUCGGCUGCUGCGUAAUAUCAUUGCACCUCCUGCAGGCAUGUUACGGCAGCAACGUCCUUGAUUGUUAUGCUGAAAUGAGAGUUCGUAGCCAUAUCUGCCUAGAAAAUCUAUUUUUUAAAUUUCCGUCAGUCUUAGUACACGAUGUAACUAAAAAUAUCGAAACUCUUAUUUUUUAGCGUGAUGCUAAUGGUCUAAUCAGAUUCAAUGGAUUAUGCUAAGCUAUGCUAAAAGUGGUAGCGCCAGACCAGGAGAUCAGCUGAAUGGAUUCCAAAAUAGUACGAAUCAAAUGUUUAACUCUAGGGGAGCUGGAAAAUGAGCAUAUUUUCAAAAAAGGUGGAGUGUCCCUUUAAUUUUGACAUCAUUUUCAUUUUUACGCCAGACACACAUAUCGUACGCCUCAAAACAUAUCGGUCGACCUUCUAGUGUGAAUCCCUUUUGCAUCCUCUAUUAUUAUGUAGUCCCAAUAAAAAUGAAUCAGGUUUCAAAACAUGGUAAGGUCAAGGGCUAAUGUGAUGAGCAUUUUUAAAAUGAUCCAUUUAAACCCGGCAUUCCUCUGUCCUGUUGCUUUUGAUCCCAACCCUGACACCAGCUCCUGUCUAGUGCGCACACUUGUUUUUGUGUUUAUGCAUCCAUGACCCGUACUCAUCCGAGCGGUUCUCUGCAUUCACUUUAAGCUUAAUUACAAUCAUGUAGGCCCAGAUAGAUGAUGUUGCUCCGACCAGAGCUGUUGAAUCCGGUUCAGAGGUCGAGAGAAUCGAGAAGAAACCCCAAAGACUCUUUACAGUUUGUGCACACGAACCCUUUAAUAAGGAGACUGAAGACUGAGCCCCUGCUUUCGGUCACCACUUAGCCUGUCAAGGACAGAUGACUUGUACAAAGGCCAUGGUGGUUUUUAUAUUCUUGUUUUCGUUAUGUGGGAGUUAUGGUCAAAAAAAAUGUUUUUAAAAGCAACACAUUCACCUUUAUAAGCUACUCUGUUUGUACUCAGAAUGUUAGAGUCAGCCAAUCAAAAUGUGUUUAAAUCAUCUGGUUUUCAUCUUAUGUGUUGAUUGGCUUUACUCUUGUUUUUUUUGCUGUUGGUGGGAUUUUUAUCCGUCAUCUGGACUCCCGUGCUCCAAAUCGAACUAAACAAAUCAAAACUCCACAUGUGUCAUUUUAUAAACCACAGCAUAGAUAUAAAAUUCUAGAUUUGCGAUGCUCUUGUCAAGCACAGGCAACAAAAACUUAGCAACAGUUGUUUCACUGAGCACAAUAUUCUAACCAUCUCCAACUUAAAACCCCCGUUUCUAUUUCCAGAACGUUUCAUGAAUCAGUUUGCUGCUUUCACCGUUGCUGCUGCUAUGCUACUUCUCUUUUUGUUCACCAUCCCAAUAAACGCGUCCCUUUGUCGUCUAUUUUUCGUUCGUCUUGCUUUCCGCCGUUUUCUGCUGUCCAAGGAUGUUUGCAUGUGACUCGCGAGCUAAAUCGGUGCCUAUUGAUCGUGUUGUUUUGAGCGACGUAGGAACCCACUUGCACUCAAAGUUCCCACCUUAGCUGUGCCUCACUUCCAAUGGUGCUUUCUUUGGUGUAACGUUUUUUUAAUCCUCUUUUAUUUGUACGGUGCUGUAAAUAAAGUUAGUCUGUAUGCACAUAUCCUACCCAAUGGGUAGAAACUGCAGAAAAAAAGACAACGUUAAUAAUGUAACAAUUUAUAAUUGAUAUAAAGGUUUUAAAAUGGUGGUUUGUAAAUGCCUGCAGUUGUGAACAAGGAAAUUUGUUUUCAGAAAGAUGCUAAAAGUAUUUUUGAGUAACAUCCUGCUACGGUACGAAAGAAACGGACGUACUGGGACAACCAUUUAGAUGUUAAAGGGAUACUUACUUUAAAAUGAAAAUUCUGUCAUCAUUUACUCAUCCUCAUGUUGUUUUAAACCUAUAUGAAUUUCUUUUUUCUGAUGAACACACAAAAAAAGAUAUUUUGAGAAAUGAUGAUAAACACACAGCAGUAAGUGACCAUUGACUUCCAUAGUAGGAAAAAAUAUUUUGGUAGUAUUAUGAUAAAUGACUAAGAAAAUAUUUUGAUAAAUAAUGGUAAGCACACAGUUGAUAGUACCAAUUAAAUUCCAUUAUAUUUUUUUUAUUUCUACUAUGGAAGUCUAUGGUCACUAUAUGCUGUGUGUUUACCAUCAUUUCUCAAAAUAUCAUCUUUUGUGUUCAUCAGAAAAAAGACAUUCAUACAGGUUUAGAACAACAUGAGGAUGAGUAAAUAAAUUUUAAAGUGAACUAUCCCUUUAACUGCCACAACUAUAUACAAGAGAUGUGCAUUAAAAAUCCUUAAUAGGAAAGUCAAUAAUUUAGUUACAAGUUAACUAGUUAAUUAUAAAUUGGAAUCUACCAAUUAUAGAAAGUUUGAUAUCUAACCACCAACCUGUGCCAGACUCCCACUCAUGGACAAAAACAUUGAGGGCUUUGGUAAGACAGUCUUGCUUAAACAUUUUGGAUUUCAAAUAAGUGUUUUAUUAUUUUAAUCCCAACAGAUACACGAUUUUUGUUUUCAAGACACUUUGUGUUGUGCUUCCUGUCUUUGCAAAGUUUAAUAAUGAACCAAAUGAGAGAUGUAGUUUUAACAUUCUUAUUUUUGUUAUAUAUUUCUGACAUUCUUGUGUAUGUGGUGUAUAGGAGCAAAAAAUGAUUUUAAUUGCAGAUAUUUAUGUGCCGGUGCUCCACUGUACAGUAGCUUGUAUUCGCAUGUCUAUAGUUAUAUACCUGAAAAUAAUGUACAUAGCGAUGCCAUUUUGACUACAAGCACCUGACUAACAGCAGUUGGUGACAUUUUGAGCAAUGUAUUAAGCUUUCAGAGCAACAAAAAGCAUUUUUCUUGCACACAAACACACACGAAAAUGGUUUAGAUGUAAUUUACUGAGGCUUAUUAGGUGUCUGUGAAAAGCGUCUGAGUGCAGCCAUUCAGAAGUAAAGAGCAUCACAAUAUCGCAGACCUUUUUACUUUUUUUACGCUUGAUCAAAAUUUCCAUUGUACGUUCAUAUGUACGGACGUUUUUCUAUACAUGCACAUGUGCAUAUUCACACUUUAAAACGUACGUAUUUUGUUUUAUUUAAAUCAUUGUGAUGUAACUAAUAGGUUUACGCCUAAGGUCUGUUACUGCAAUGCUGUUUAUCCCCACAGAAAAAUGUAAUCAAACGUUGCUCUAAUCACUGUUAUAGUCAAACUUUUAUGCUUGUAUUUCUGCUGUUGUCUAACUGCAGUUCAACUAAUAAACUAAAAUGUACCAGUU
Molecule: messenger RNA, 6454 nt
Organism: Misgurnus anguillicaudatus (oriental weatherfish)
Lineage: Eukaryota; Metazoa; Chordata; Actinopteri; Cypriniformes; Cobitidae
Gene: ldlrad4b
Product: low density lipoprotein receptor class A domain containing 4b
Biological process (GO): negative regulation of transforming growth factor beta receptor signaling pathway
Cellular component (GO): Golgi membrane; early endosome membrane
Molecular function (GO): R-SMAD binding
Source: RefSeq, a predicted model, not a curated record